AUGGCGCGGUAACACACGGGUCCGAGAGGCUCGCUCGGCUCCCCUAGCCAGGGGUGGCAGGGGGGGAGAACAGCCGACUUGCCUCUACACAAACAACAACAACAUCAACACUUGCAGCAGCGCACGGCGAAAUGGCCACAGCUCCGGCGGGCCCCGCGUCUGCCCCGGGUUCCCCGUCUGCCAGGGACACCAACAACAUGCUCUUCCUGGCAGCCGAGGCGUCCAGCGCCGGCAACUUCGAGCUGGCGGCGGACAUCUACGGCUGCGAGCUGCAGAGGCGUUUGCCGCCCGGUUCGAGUCCCGGUCCCGAUGACAGCGGCGGCGAUGGCAACAGCAGCGGCAGCAACCUCCAGCAUUGCCACCAGCAUCACCAGCAGCAGCAGCACUGCCCGGCCACGCAGGAGCUGCUGCUGCGGCGCGCUGACGCUUUGGCCGGCGACGGCCGCCUCCGCGCCGCCCUCGACGACUACGCGGCCGCGCUGCGCCUCGGCCGCCUGCAGCCCGGCCGCCUCGACGCGCUCAUCGACUGCCUGGCGCAGCGCCUGCGGGCCCACAGGGGACUCGGGGCCGCCACGGGGCCCGCGUCUGGGUCGGCGUCAGAGACGACUCGGAGGGGAUCCGUGUCUGCGUUCGCAGCGGAGUCGAGGUUGGACACCGGCUCUCAGUCGAGUUCUGCCGCGUCCGUGUCCGGGUCUCGGCAGGAGCCCCCCCACCACGUGUCGGGGAAUGCGUCCCCAACCUGCUGCGGUCACCUGUCAAGUUUGGAAUCCGGUGCCGGCUCUGGGUCUGGUUCGGGGACCUGCUCCGGGCAAGGGUCAGCAGCGAGACCACAGGCUGCUGCCACCGGAGUCGGAAUUGGGAAUGCGGUUGGCCUCGAUGCGGGGCAAUGCGCAAAUACUCAGCCGCCGGUGAGAACCGCGUUGAGAAGUAGCCCAGAGGCACCGACUGACACGCAUUCUGAGACUGGGUCGGGAUCCGAGCCGGGGGCUGAGGCCGUGCCGGGCAAAGGGGGGGCGGGUGGGACUCUGGAGAGCGGUACAGGACCCGGCUACACGCGGCCAGGAGGAUUGGGCACUGGGGGGGCAGUAGGACACAUGGAGGAGAUGGCUUCUGGCGCAGCGGCCGAGCAGGGAAUGAAGCUGGGCACUGGGCAGGUGCCCUCGUCCGUCCUGGGGCCUCUCCUGGGACCUGGUCACGGAGCGGGCCAGGCUGUGUGGCCGUGCCACGGCGCUCCGGGCGCCGGUGCAGCCAUCGGGCAGUCGCACGGGGCGACGAGAAGCCGCGCUCAGCUCCUCCAGGAGCCCAGCGGCGGCUGCUGGGACCCAUUGAGCUGCCCGCUGUGCCGUGGCCUCCUGGUGGAGCCGAGCACGGGCCCCUGCGGCCACAGCUUCUGCCGCCGCUGCCUGGAGAGGGAGGGCCCCGAAGUGUGCCGCGUGUGCGGCGCGGAGCUGAGGCGCAUGGACGUGGCGGUGUGGCGGGUGAACGUCCUGGUCAGCGCACUGCUGCAGAAGCUCUUCCCGGCCGAGAGCAAGGCGGCCACGCUGCGCUACGAGGGCAACGCUCUGUGUGGCCUCAAGAGGCUGGACGAGGCGCUGGUCACCUACACAGAGGCGCUGAAGCUCGUGCCCCACGACCACCUGCUGCUCAGCAACCGUGCCCAGGUGCACGUGGCGAAGCGCAGCUACGAGGGUGCACUGUGCGACGCCGAACUCGUGUGCCUGCUCCAGCCGCUGUGGUCCAAGGGUUACCUGCGCAAGGGACAGGCUCUGCGAGGCCUGGGCCAGGUGGAGCGGGCCCUCACGGCGUUCCUCACGUGCACGGCACUGGAGCCUGGCCUCCGUGCUGCUCGCACCGAAGCGGAGAAGAUUCUGUGGGAGGUGCUCGCCCCCAACACGGAGAGCAUGUGCGAGGGGCUGAGGCCCCCCUCUCCGCACAGCCGCAGCAAGGAGACGCUGUUCUUCCCUCUGGCCCAAAACCACUGGGACCCCCCCUUCGCCUCCGCACGUCACAUUAAUAUCUGUUCUGAGCAAGAUGGGGAGAGUUGGACUGAGCAGGAGGAGGGAGCUGGGUGCAGCGCCCGAGCAGGGUCCCUAUGCAGUGAGGGCCCAGCCCAGGCCCCUGUGGCAGCUGUCAACGCAGCGCAUGGCAAAGCGGCGCCGGCAGAGCGGGAGAGGGCGGCCGAGUUGACCGCCCGUGUUCCGUUCAAACGGAAACUCGGCGAUGCGAAAGACGAGAUCACCAAACGGCUCAAGACGGAAGGUGGUGAACCGGGAGCCGACCUGCAGCAGGGGGCCAGCACGGGCAGGAGGUGGAUGGUGCAAGCCAACCUCAUCGAUGCCUCUGACCUGGAGUGCUCCCUCUGCAUGCGCCUCUUCUACGAGCCGGUGACGACCCCGUGUGGACACAGCUUUUGCCGGAAAUGCCUGGAACGUUGCCUGGACCACACCCCCAAGUGCCCCCUCUGCAAGCAGACACUGGCUGAGUACCUGGCACAGCGGACAUUCCCCCAGACUGUGCUGCUGGAGGACAUCAUCUCUACCUGCCUCCCUAACGAACUGGCCGAGCGCAAAAGCACACACGAGCAGGAGCUCGCUGAGCUCGCCAACCUCAACAAGGACAUGCCGAUCUUCGUGUGCACCAUGGCAUUCCCCACCGUGCCGUGCCCCCUGCACAUCUUUGAGCCGCGCUACCGCCUCAUGGUGCGGCGGGUGGUGGAGGCCGGCACGCAGCAGUUCGGCAUGUGCCCUGCCGACAACGUGCAGGGGUUUGCGGAUUAUGGAUGUGUGCUCAAGAUCCGCAGUGUGGAGUUCUUCCCGGACGGACGCUCGGUGCUGGACACGGAGGGGCUCCGGCGGUUCAGGGUGCUGGCACGCAAGCAGAAGGAUGGCUACAGCACAGCCGACAUCGAGUACCUGGAGGACACCAAGGUGGAAGGAGCUGCGCUCACGGAUCUAUGUAGCCUGCACGAGUCUGUGUACAGCCAGGCGAGCUCCUGGUUCUCCAUGCUCAAGGAAAACAUGCGCCACCAGAUCCUGCAGCACUUUGGUCCCAUGCCGGGCAAGGAACCCGAUCCCCAGCUGGGCCCCGACGGACCCAGCUGGUGCUGGUGGAUGCUGGCCGUGCUGCCGCUGGACAUCCGAGCCCAGAUGUCCAUCACGUCGAUGACGAGGCUCGUGGAGAGGCUGGUGGCGAUUCGCCGUAUCCUCAUACUCAUGACCCGCACACGUGCGCAAUAGGCAAGACUGCAUCGCGCACGAACAUGUGAUGAGGCAGCAGUCGCCUCCGCGGGACCGGUGUCGGAUUGCUGCACGCCAGGCACAUCAGUGCUUCCUCACCCUUAUGCAAAUAGCCAUGAUGUAGUCGCUGGGCACAGCGUCUAGUUUGGUAACAUGACUGCGUUGUACUUAUGCAGAACACUGGUGGGAGGGAAAAACAAUGCCUUUCGGUGACCAGGCAGGGGCAAUCAGAUCAUCUCCUGGAUACUGAAUUUCUGGAGAGCUGCGCGCAUACCCUCCAAUGGGCAUCACCAAGUUCACUAAUGGUCACUUGCCGUACCCAACCAUCGAUGCCUACUGAUCUUAAGUGGCUCUAUAGUUUUCUUGAUUAUGCAGAGAGCAGGUAUUUGCUAGUUCGGUUGGUUGAAUAAUAAAUGUACGGUUUAAUCUGUUACUUCGUAGGCAAUAGAGUGCUCUUUAUGUACACAAUAAUUGUAUAUAUCUGUAUAUAGUUGUGUGUGUGUAUAUAUAUGUUUGUAAAUGUGUACAUUUGUGUGUUAGUAUCUGUAUAGGUAAAACAUUCAGGUGCAAUGAAAGAAUAAAGCAUGGGCUGUACAGCUCCAGUAGAUAUGCCUCUGUUAGCUAACAGAUUGGUCUCAUAGGGAUUGGACUGAUCUCCCGAUUGUCUUAGAUGGUCAUUGUGAUUAAUGAAUGGGACAAAUUGAAACGGAAUGCAAAACUACGCAACGUUGAGAACACGGGACUCUGCUAACAAGAGACAUCACAAAUCACGCGCACUUAAGUCUUCACCCAACUGAGCUACACAAACACAUCCUCGAUGUACAAGAUCAGAUGCUGGACAUAGUCUAUGUGACACUCAUUUAUGCAAUAAACUCUCGCACACGUGCAGUAGUUUUAACGCAGAUGCUCAAAGUGACAGCCGUGGAUUUUGUGUGCAUUUUUUUUUAGUGUAAUAGUAAUAUGCACACACGCACGUGGUAAGGCCGAUUGAUACAUUUUUUAAAAAUAAGGUGCCGUGGCCAGCAUCACACUUGGCUUUCGUGUCCCCGUAGCCGAUGUCGGCACAUAGCACGAGUCAACUUAGGCUGAGUCAACAUAAGGGAAGACCAGGCAACAUUACAUACAAAGAUCCCCCGUAUAGCCUGAACAGACUAUUGUGCCAAGUGCUGUUAGCGAGCACCUAUCAAGGCCGGCACGGAACAUGAGGGGGUUGGUGGCCAACACCACGCCCUGCCGCUUUUGUCUCCCCAGUGAUGAUGUUUACACAUCACACUUGGAACUCAUUUAAUGCUGAGUCGACCUAGGGGAGGACCAGGACCGGCUCAGAUAAUCGUCACAUUACAUAUACACACUAAAAGAGAUACACACACACAAACACAUCCGUGUCUCUUUGACAAUCCAGUAUGCGUCUAAUUUAAACGUGUGUUUAGGUGUGCUUUGUAUCGCCUCUCGUGGCAAGCUCGGGCACAAUUAAAUACGAGCAUUGAACACAGAGGAGGGGGGCUUCAAGUGACAAAAUUGUCUGUAUGCAAUGUGAAGCAUAUUUUUUUCUAUUCCAUGCCUCACUCUUUCUAAGAGAAAAUGCAGCCAGGAAGUGCUGUGGACAUGACACUCGUUGAACGUUGACUGCAUGUGUGAUGUAUCUCAACUCUUGCGAGAAUAUGUGCUGUGAAUAAACAGUCCUGCAGAGAGUAUCUCAAGAUGACCCUAUAAGUGUUGGAAUUACAUUUUAUGCAGCAAUUUUUUUCCGAAGGCUUGCGUUGCUCUCAUUUUCGCCUGCUGCGAUUUCAUUUUAAAGCAGCUGCGGUACAUUCAGCGUGCCAAGCCAAGCCCGUGCAAUUAUUGCAGUUGCGUGUGGUGGGUUGGAAUUGGUCACGUGUUAAAUGUGGGCUCAUUGCAUACCGGUGGAGUUAUGGUGGCGUUUAAGCUCUUGUUUUGAUGGGACACAUUUAAGUGGUAAUGAAUGUGUAGAAUUGGAUUUAAAAGGUGGGGUGAUUAGGAGCCAUUACUUACUUCAUUGUGUUACAGAUGGGACUCAUAAUCUCUGUACUUUGCAUCCCUGUACAUACAGCUCACCUGACCCACUGAUGCAAGGGUAAAAUGGGUAUUACAAAGCAGCGAACCAUAGUAUGCGAAUGUCUGUAAUUGACACAUCAGAUCCUUUUAUAAAAACACAUUUUGAAACCCUACUACAGCCCACCGUUGAAUGUCGCCAAAAGUUGAGAAUGUGGGGCAAAUUUAGUCGGAACCUAACAAUUUAAAUUUGGUUUGAGAAGACUAAUACACUUGGUUUGCAAGCUAGUUCCUUGGAUAAAAGCCAAUUUCCCUUUUUUAUGAAGUUAUGAGCAGAUUCCUGAAUUAUAAAAUGAAGUAACGAACCUUUUUAUAAAUCAUGCCUGAUCUGCCAUACUAGAGUGACUUAGGGUGUUGGCUCUAUACAAAUCUGGAUUUAUAUUGGUAUCGUGAUGCAAAUUUAUGGACGGAAUGCUGCAGUAAUCUCCACUGACUAUGAUCAAUGGUGAGACAGUAAAAUAUGUAAUGCCUUGGUUUUCAGUUAAUUGGAAAUGCACCCAAAGUCCCCCAUUGUGUGGUUGUUCCAUGGAUUGAACCCUUGUCCCUUCACACAACAAACGUGUCCUCUAUUCCUUUCGUUUAAAAUAAGGCAGCUAGUAAACCAGACAGCCAAGCACGCUGUGGCUACAUUGGACUCUAGUGAGGUCAAAUCAACACGUCUUGCUAUUCAAACGAGCAAUGGUGCAGAAAUCCGAUUGGUUUUUUCAGCCCUGAGCCACAAAAACUUACACAUUCAUGUGGCAGGAACAAGCAUAUUCAUAGAACAACCACCAUUCGCUUAAAUCAUACGAUCGACACAAGUUGGAUAACUCGACCCCUAACUGUGAUUUAAACUCGCAACCCUCUCGUUGCGAGUCGAACGUUGUAACUCCAGCACUGCCUGCCAGAUAGGCCCCAUAUCAUGAUGCAGAUAUGAUCAUUGCAGCCCAACAAGUGCAAAUAAGUCCUGGCUGCACCGCAUACUUGUGUUGCACUCGCUCUUAUUUUGCCAUGUGCUUGUGUGACGGUCAUGGGAAAUUAAGUUCUCCAACACGUCUUACAAAACGGAGUUCUACAGCGAUUGCGUCGGGAAUGAUAUUUCUUUGUUAAGGGUCAAAACUGUGCUACAAAGGGACAAAUUAAAUUUCGUGGAAAAAAUUGUCAAUCGCUGAUUGAUUUGGGAACUGUCACAACCAAAUCAAGUAAUUUCAUAACAAGCAUACGAGCCGACAGUUGUGCUAAAAAUCCAACCAUUGCAUCCAGCAAACUCACAUUCAUUUGUGAUAUCGGUGAGAAAUUGCAGUCACGAUAAAUAAAAUGAUCUCAUGUUAAGUUACUUUUCUUUGGGUGAAUGCAUAACGUUGUACAAAAUCGGCUAAAAAGAAUUGCGCAGCGUUGAAUGUUGCUGUCAAAAACUGCAAAAACUCCAAUGGCUAAAGACCAACGGUUGCAGCCCUUAAAGGCACACACAUCCAGAGGAGGUUGCUCUCCCUCUCUGUAAAGUAAAACAUAGUUCAACGUUGCCCAUGGUUUAGUUAUGAUAAUUCCUUGAUAGUGUGAAAAUACUUUUUUAUAUUCCAUCUUGAUACAGGGUAUCAGCACGCAACUUGCAUACCGCUACGUAUGGUGCAAAAGAAGUUCCACAUACAAAUAGAGGUAAAUAUUUUCUUAUUUAGUUCCAGUAAUGGGAAGCAGCAAUGUCUUGAAAAAUAUUGCGAGUUUUUUUUCACGUUCACAAAUUGGCAAAUAGAAUGGCCUCCUGAAGGACGGGAUAAUUACUGCAUUUGGAAACGUACCUCCUGUAUUGUCUUGAUUAGCACGGUUGGCUAAGUACGGUGGGAAAGAAGCUAAACAUGCAUACAUAGACCCAGACCCCAACUGCACAGGCCAUUGGCAACCCAUGUAAAUCUCCCAUGAAAAACCCCAUUGUAGAGUUAAUAUGCUACCCACACACACAUAGGUAAUGUACCACUCCGUUUAUACAUUCUAGAUUUGAAGCUUUCGUGACUGCAGGGAUUCAUAUUCUUAGGUUUUUUCGAUAAAGUCACGUAGGUAAAAAACAUUAAAAAGUAAAAUAAAAUAAAAAAUCACGACGUUUCGGAGGCAACACAAGCUUCCGUCUUCAGGUGGUACCGUCACAGCCACGACAGCUGUAUCAAGUAAAUGAGAGAUUGCAGUAGCUACCACUCCGUUUAUAUAAUGGUUGGAGAAGAUCGUGGGGCAAGGGGCACAUACUUAUUAUUAAUAUGGUUAAGGUGAGGCUUAAGACUAAGAAUAGACUGCAUAACAAAGGCUGAGCCUUUGUUACAUGGUUCCAAACCCUGUACAAAUUGGUGAUAUACCACCGCCAUACACAUUUCCACAGAGGUCGUGUACCAACACCCUAGAAACCACACGGUUGUCAUAUAUAAUGUGAGGUUGUGGUGGUGGCGGUGUCACUGGCAGAAUGUUGGUUUGGAGGGGCUGAAGGUUAGGUGUUCACGCAAUAGGUGAGGUGGUUGUGGUGUGGGAGCAAGAAGUGGGCAGCCGGUUUGGCACUGCAGGCCACAUGGCCCAGUAGUCUGCAUACUGGCAUUACUCUACAGGCCAUAUCGCUCAAAUUUGAAACCGCAAUGGCCGUGUGGACUACAGGCUUAUUGGUGUCACUAAACGUGAAAAUACAUGUUUGUGCAUCUGGUUUUAAUGGGCGCAGUUCCUAGCUCUUAAAAGUUGGAUGGGAAGUUACCUGCCCAGGCUCAAAUAAAGAAAUUAUGCGCCGCAAUCUUGUGCAUCGUUCAGAUUCGCAUUUUCCAGAGCUAUUGUAUGGCUCGCGUGGAAGAAACUGCAUUUCUGCAUAAACUCGAAUGGUGAGUAACUAGAUCAGGGGAUCACUCAAUAAUAUAGGAAAUAGAAACUUAAAUGAAUGCAUCCAGAAUAGUUGUAUGCCUUGUAAAGGGUACAAACAGUUAAUGAAAUGGUGGCAGUUUUACCAAUAUGAAUUUGUAUUGACAAAUUGUUCCAUUGCAGUGUCUGGCCACAGUAGACUGAAACGUUAAAACGAAAAAGUCCAUUUGAAGAUGUGUUAAUGGAACUGUAAAAGUAGGUAGUUAUUUUCAUAUGAUGGAGAAAAUCUGUUUUUUAAACGACAAUCCAAUUACAGUGCAUUUAUUUUAAACGUGUAGAUUUCCAUAACGUCAGUUUUUCCCCCCGUACACGAUACUGACAACGUAUAAAUGCAUUGUGAUAUUAAAAAAUUAACCCGUAAAAACAAAGUUUUUCACUAUAAAUCCUUUAUAUGCGUGUUCAAUGGGCCACAACCCA
Lethenteron reissneri (Far Eastern brook lamprey) is the source of this 8588-nucleotide messenger RNA. Its product is annotated as LON peptidase N-terminal domain and RING finger protein 1-like. Lineage: Eukaryota; Metazoa; Chordata; Hyperoartia; Petromyzontiformes; Petromyzontidae. The record is from RefSeq and is a predicted model, not a curated record. Gene Ontology annotation, molecular function: protein binding; metal ion binding; ubiquitin protein ligase activity.